GAAAGGCAAAGAUGUGCCUCCAUCCUUCAAGCACUUCUUCAGCAGCGCCGUUGCCCUCAGCUACAUCAACCUUUCAGGAACCAAACUCCCUCCAGAGGCCUUGAACUCACUACUGGUCCCUCUCAGGUCUGGGGGGUCACAGAUCCUGGAGGGAUGCAUCGCUGAGCUCCCCAACAUCUCCAGUCUGGACAUCUCUGAUAACGGUCUGGACUCUGACCUGUCCACUCUGCUGGUGUGGCUGGCCAAGAACCGAUCCAUCCGACACCUCUCACUGGGGAAGAACUUCAACAACAUCAAGUCCAAAAAUCUGGCCCCUGUCCUGGACAAUCUGGUUCAUAUGAUUCAGGAAGAGGAAUCG
Molecule: messenger RNA, 358 nt
Organism: Oncorhynchus masou masou (cherry salmon)
Lineage: Eukaryota; Metazoa; Chordata; Actinopteri; Salmoniformes; Salmonidae
Product: F-actin-uncapping protein LRRC16A-like
Exons: 5
Biological process (GO): cell migration; regulation of Arp2/3 complex-mediated actin nucleation
Cellular component (GO): plasma membrane; lamellipodium
Source: RefSeq, a predicted model, not a curated record